Messenger RNA from Leptosomus discolor (cuckoo roller), 367 nucleotides. NCBI's taxonomy places the organism in Eukaryota, Metazoa, Chordata, Aves, Leptosomiformes, Leptosomidae. The record is from RefSeq and is a predicted model, not a curated record.
AUCUCCCUCCAGUAUUACUCCGGCGGCAGCUGGCAUCACAAUUGCGGAGGGUCCCUCAUCCAGAGAAACUGGGUGAUGACGGCAGCCCAUUGCGUGGAUAGAAGUAACAUGAUCUUGCGCGUCGUGGCCGGCGAGCACAACCUCAACAGCAACGACGGCAGCGAGCAGGUCUUCAGCCUGAGCAAGAUCAUCAUCCACCCCUACUGGAAGACCAACAACGUCGCCGGGGGCUACGACAUCGCCCUGCUCCGCCUGGCCGGUUCCGCCACCCUGAACAGCUACGUGCAGCUGGCGGCCCUGCCCCAGGAGGGAGCCAUCCUGUCCGACAACCACGCCUGCUACAUCACGGGCUGGGGUUACACCCGCA